Messenger RNA from Saccostrea echinata, 1247 nucleotides. RefSeq lists its product as uncharacterized. NCBI's taxonomy places the organism in Eukaryota, Metazoa, Mollusca, Bivalvia, Ostreida, Ostreidae. The record is from RefSeq and is a predicted model, not a curated record. Gene Ontology annotation, molecular function: ubiquitin protein ligase activity. Gene Ontology annotation, biological process: proteasome-mediated ubiquitin-dependent protein catabolic process; protein polyubiquitination. The transcript is spliced from 2 exons. Bases 118 to 1044 code for a protein of 308 amino acids.
AGACACCAACAAUCUAGAAUGUCACACUUGUUUAAAAUGUUUCGCAUUUCCAGACUUAAUAGAACAAGCAGUUGACGCUGAAAGUCCGGGACUAUAGCAGGGAAAAAAGGGAAGAAUAUGAACAUCUUGGAGAUCUUAAAGCAGGCAGGGUUUUGGAUUUUUGGCAAGGAUAAAAUACGGGACCAGUCGGUAGCUCAGCAAACCAACGGGCAAGAGUCUGAACAACUCUGCUUCAAGACCUUUCUACAGCAGCCGGUCGUGGAGGACGUCAUUUUCACUAAUUGUCAGCCCCUAUGGCGGAUCAGAGUUAGGAAUUAUCAGCUCUUUUUCAGCGGGGACGAUAAAUGCAUCAAAAGCAUCGACCAGACUGCGCAUGCUUGCAAAGACGAAAUCGAGACGCUCGCUGGAAAUUCUCCUGACGAUUUCUCGAUAACAAAUUCGGGGGAAAUUAUUUACGCAGAUUGGCAAGAAAGAGCCGUAUUUUAUUUACAGAAUGGACAGGCGUACCCCAUGAUAAAGUUGAGCGGUUGGAAACCUUGGGCUCUGUGUUGCUCUGACGCCGGCGAUAUUUUGGUCGCCAUGCGUUCUGAUGACGCUAGACGCGCUCGUGUUGUCGGAUACCAAGGGUCCAAAAAGACACGAGAAUACAGUCUUGAUAGUUAUGGCCGACCUUUGUAUGGGUCACCGAACUUUGUAGCCGAAAACAAGAAUGGAGAUGUAUGUGUCUCUGAUGCCGAUUUUAAUCGCGUCACUGUAGUUGACCGAAAGGGAAAUUUCAAAUUUCACUACUGUGGGCAGCAAGUGUUGAGGAAGUAUCCUACAUUUUAUCCUAAAGGCAUAACCACGGAUAGUCAGUGUAAUAUCCUGAUAGCCGACCAGCACAAUAGCUGUAUACAUAUCCUAGAUCGUAUUGGUCAGUUGGUAUGCUUCAUUACAGACUUAUCUCUGAAUGAACCCUAUUGCCUGUGUGUUGCAAAAGGUGAUGAACUAUUCGUGGGAGAGUAUCAUGAAGGGCAAGUUAAGAAAAUUAGAUACCUCGAGUGAACCUUAUAAGCUGUGUUUUUACAUUCUAUGUGACCCCCCCCCCCCCCCUUGCAAAAGGUCUUGCAAAAAAUUUACAUUGACUGCAGUCAUAUUUCAAAAUAUAAUUAAUGUUGAUAUGCUUUACUGCCAAUUAAAAACCUGCAAAGGUGCUCUAAUUGUACUGCUUUAUCAUUUUUUGUUCUUAUACAACUGAUUUGAAAUCA